Eufriesea mexicana is the source of this 1263-nucleotide messenger RNA. RefSeq names its product F-actin-capping protein subunit alpha (gene cpa). Bases 138 to 1004 code for a protein of 288 amino acids. Gene Ontology annotation, biological process: barbed-end actin filament capping; actin cytoskeleton organization. The transcript is spliced from 3 exons. Gene Ontology annotation, cellular component: F-actin capping protein complex; cortical cytoskeleton. NCBI's taxonomy places the organism in Eukaryota, Metazoa, Arthropoda, Insecta, Hymenoptera, Apidae. Gene Ontology annotation, molecular function: actin filament binding. The record is from RefSeq and is a predicted model, not a curated record.
UAAGAGAAUAGAGAUACGUAUCCCCUUUGUGAUGCGUCACCGGGUAUAUGGGGCAGUGCUUCGAUACGCCGGUACAACCUGCACUGCACUAACCUUGGUUUGACAUCGCGGAGUGUGCGUGCCAGUGGAAAGGUAAGAUGGCGGCGGACGGAGAUGUGAUUCCUGAUCAAGAAAAAGUACGAAUAGUUUCGGACUUUAUACUGCAUUCACCACCGGGCGAAUUCAACGAGGUUUUUAAUGAUGUGAGAGUCUUGUUGAACAACGACAACCUGUUGAAGGAGGGUGCGUCCGGAGCAUUUGCUCAAUACAACAAGGAUCAGCUCACGCCUGUUAAGAUUGAAGGGAGCGAAUAUCCUGUUCUUAUAACGGAACAUAAUGAUUUAGGCGGACAAAGGUUUUAUGAUGCUCACAGUAAGCAAAGUUUUAAAUAUGACCAUCUUAGAAAGGAAGCACAAGAUUAUGAUUCAUAUGAACCAGAUUCUGUAGCUGAACCUUGGAGGUCAGCUCUUCAAGAUGAAAUAACAACUUACACUCAAAGUCAUUAUAGACAUGGUGCAUGUUCAGUUUUUGGAAAAAGUCAAGGAGGUAACAUUACCUUAACGGCUUGCAUAGAAGAUCAUCAAUUUCAACCUAAAAAUUUUUGGAACGGCCGUUGGCGUUCUGUGUGGACUGUAAGUUUUAGUCCAAGUUCUGGAAAUGCAGAGUUAAGAGGUAGCCUUAAAGUACAAGUUCAUUACUACGAAGAUGGAAAUGUACAACUGGUCAGUAGUAAAGAAGUAAAAGAAAGCAUACCGAUUUCAAAUGAAAAACAAACAGCAAAGGAUUUAAUACGGCUUGUUGAGGAUUCAGAAAAUGACUAUCAAACUGCUAUAUCGGAAAAUUAUCAAACUAUGUCUGAUACAACCUUUAAAGCCUUACGAAGGCAAUUACCUGUUAUGCGAACGAAAAUUGACUGGAACAAAAUUGUAUCGUACAGUAUUGGCAAAGAGCUUAAAAGUCAAUAGAAAUAGAUUUUUUAUAUAAUAUUAAGAGAAAUAAUUAAAAAGCGCAUUUUGCUGCAUGGGUGAAGUCUGGAGGUGUGAUGUGCAUGGGAGCAAAUGUAACAAUGCUAUAUAAAGUUUGGUUAAACGUGUUUUGACUGAAACUCAUGCAUGCCACUCAAGGUUCCUCUGGACCCCUUAAUGUAUCUUGUUAGGAACAAAAAUAAUAAAAAGGAACAUCAUCGUAGCUAUCAAUUCUUUAAAAGAAAAAGAAAUGCAUCAU